GUGCCUGCUUUCCCAGCGCAUACUUAAAAUUCUCAAUGCAAUCUUGUUGGCGAUUCUUAUACAAUUCUGCUGUAUCGAAAUCUAUGUAGAUAUUGAUAAUGCCAUGUAUCAAAGUCGAAACACGGCAUUGUUAAUAUUUUCCUGUUCAAUUACAACUUUAUUGAUGAUCUUGGUCUCCUGUCUCGGCUUCUUUGUAUUAUUCAACGGUUACGUGUUUCAUCUACGUUUGUUGGCAGCUGGAAUCUUCCUCUUCGCCCUUAUCAAAUGCAUUAUCCUUGUCAUUUUCUGGGCUUGGCGUAAUAACAAGAAUGUUGCUUCAUACAAAUCUCCAUGGUUACCUUUGACAAUUUUCUGGGCAAUAAUUUGUUCGAUUGGAGUUCUGCAAUUACUAAUUAAACAAUAAUAAUAAUUACUAAUAAUACAAUACAAUAAUUGAAAUAUCAGGAUACUUUUAGUUAAAUCUUAAAUGUGCUUCUUGGGAGCAAAGAUACUCAUGAUCAAUACAUUAAUUUCAGCAGUUUUCCUUGCGAUAAGCAAUAUUGUUGAAAUUGGAGUAGCCAUUAAGGAUCUCGCCAGAGUACAAGGAAGUGCCAGAUAUCUGCUGAUCGCAUCUAUAUGGCUAAAUGCUUGUACCGUUUGUGUUAUUCUACUUGGAAUUUACGGAACACUUCGCUCUAAUCUAGCUAUAAUAACGGUGUAUUUAACCACAUUAGUUGCUUACUUUCUGGGCAAGUUCUUCCUUUCGAUAACGGUCGAACAUUUAGAUAAACAGCAAUUUGAUCUCAUAUUGACCCCAUUCUAUACGAUCAAUGCCGUCUUUUGUGUCAUAUGCAUUGGCUUUUUGGGAUCUUAUUAUUGUGCAUUGAAAGCAGAUGAGGAAGAUGAAGUGCAAUAGAUAAUGUAUGAAGAAUGUUAGGAUUUCCAGAUACUAAAAGCUAAAGUCUUUUGUAAAAGAAGUUUGCAAGAACUUACAUACUUUUACACUGGAAAGUUUAUAUUGUUGAAUGAACAUCUAAUUUUCCCAUAACAGAAUACAUUAAAAUAUAUAUAAAUUUGUAAUGAAGA
This is a messenger RNA of Drosophila innubila, 1065 nucleotides long. RefSeq lists its product as uncharacterized. The transcript is spliced from 7 exons. Lineage: Eukaryota; Metazoa; Arthropoda; Insecta; Diptera; Drosophilidae. The coding region runs from base 467 to 895 and encodes 142 amino acids. The record is from RefSeq and is a predicted model, not a curated record.